CCGUUUCCUACAUUUUGACGCAACUUAGACUCCAUUCAUUGUUCUAAGAUCCUCUCGAGCUGCAAUGCGAUCGAAAACCUAUCGUUCAUGGGCUCAAUCGUCAGUGACUAUGGCUAUCACUGCGGAUCCCCUUCUAGUGCUCGAAGUUGCAGCGUGUCAUGACUGCUGAAGUGCUAACAGCCAACCUCAACUUCACUGAAAUGGCAUGAAUAUUCUGCUUCCUCACUCGCUCUCGCAGAUUCUCGCAUUCGAAAGGCCUAAUCAAUCUCACUACACGAUGGUGUGCCAGAGACGCGGAAUUACGGUACACGGAAACAAGCUGCACACAACCCGAUCUCAUCAGAGGGACCCACUCCUAAAGAAGUGAAAUGAGAAUACGGUCCGGGAAACAUUCGAUUCUGUCCCCUCAUCUGCUUUUAUGCGGUGUCACUCUGCUUCGACAAUCUCUCUCGAUCAAAGCACAUAUGUAAUCAUUAACAGGGGCUGUCCGCAAGAGGGGGAUGACAUGGAGUCUCCACGUUCUUCACUCAACUUUCACCACCCUCAAAAGCGCAGGCGAAGUCGAGCGCCGCUGUCCUGUCUUUUCCGACUCGAAUGAUGUUAACCCUUCCUGUCCUUUGUGUCCUUCUCGGCCUCGUCUCUUCCGUUCUAUCCUCCGUUCCCACUCGUGCGAUUUCUCUGGACAUCGAUGGGGGCCCUGUCGGCUUCCAACCAGCUGUGAAGAGAGUUGCCCAACCUGUGCCAGGUUCCGUUAUCGCACGCAGCUCUCUCACUAAUGCCCAGAGACUGGCUCGUGGUCUCCCUCCUUUACCGCCGAGCCGACGGCGAAGCGGGCAAGCGGCCAAAGCUCGUCGCUCAAAUUCUCCACCGGUCUCAAGGAGUGGCAUCAUAGCUGUCUCGGGUCCAGGUGUUCAGGGUUACCUAACGCAGGGGCAAAACCAAUUCCAACACUUUGGCGUCUCCUCGUCGAAGACGAAUGCGUUCACCGUGACGAUCAACGUCGAUUCAUCGGUUCUAUCGGCUUCCGAAAUGGACAUUGGUGUUGCUGUCGGCACCGGAUUCCCGCUCAUGGGGGCCACCUUUGGCGUGUUGAGUGAAGGUACUGCCAACAGUCUUGCGGUGGGAAGCUUCAAUUACGCUUACAUCCAGAGCACUUCCCACACGGACCCUGAUUCAACUCCGCAAUAUGUUGGCUCGUCAUAUCCUACCAGCGAGCCAUCCGAAUCGGCCAUCUGGACCUACAAUGCGGUGACCAACACCCUUUCUCCGCAAUGGAUUAAUCCAGAUGGAUCCCAACCUGCCACCGUCCUUGCUUAUGUCGGAUCUUCUAAUGCCAUCAUCAUCACUGGCGACUACGCCGCUUUCAGUGGAUCCUUUGCUACUACAUCUGGACCGGUGACCUUUACUUUUCAGCCAUCUGCGUGAAUAAUACAUGAUUGGAUACCCAAAUUUAUCGUACACUUGUAUCUGGGGGAUAUUUUACGUAUACACGCGCAAUCAGAUCUUGGACAGUGACACAGUGACCAGAUUGUCGUUCCGUGUGAGGCUCACAUUCACCCUCUCAAGUUACUGUCAGGGAUAACCGGAUUUCACCCAAUCGUCGAUCAUCGACAGCCGGGUUGGAGCUGCGCUGCACCACCGCCUGCGCAUGUGCUAAGUGUAGGCGGCGAUUUCUCAGCUGCGAGGCAACUACGCCGUUGGUAUCCGGGGCAUCAUACGCGAGCGUUGAAGUCCUGCCAAUACUACCGCAUAGCAGAAAUUCUCUGCCAGCUGUUUUUUCUGCUCCCCAGACUCUCCGUGGUCG
This is a messenger RNA of Mycena citricolor, 1804 nucleotides long. NCBI's taxonomy places the organism in Eukaryota, Fungi, Basidiomycota, Agaricomycetes, Agaricales, Mycenaceae. The record is from the annotation of a GenBank genome assembly.